Molecule: messenger RNA, 1691 nt
Organism: Epinephelus moara (kelp grouper)
Lineage: Eukaryota; Metazoa; Chordata; Actinopteri; Perciformes; Serranidae
Product: carcinoembryonic antigen-related cell adhesion molecule 5-like
Exons: 7
Coding region: 63-1526 (487 amino acids)
Source: RefSeq, a predicted model, not a curated record
GGACAGUCAAACUUUGAUGGUUCAACUUUCCUCAGCUGUUCACAUCUCACAACGAUCGAUCAAUGGAUAUUUUACCUUUACUUUGUAUUGUCUCUGCGGCUUUUACAGGUUUAACCAAAGGAGCUGGUGUGUUGCCUGAUGUUCUGAAUGCAGCUGUGGGAGAGACGGUGAUGUUCACCACAACACUGACUCCACCAGAGAAACCAUUCCUAUCAGUGGGCUGGACAUUUGGUGAAAAAAAUAUAAUCACUUUUAGUGGUUUGAAUGUAACUGCACCAGAGUAUGAAGGCAGGAUCACCCUCUUCAUGUCUACUGCGUCUCUUGAGCUCAGAAAUGUGGCUCUACAUGACAGCGGAGAAUAUAGCGUUAUCAUUUUUCCACUUGGAGAAGAAUUUAAGACAGGGAACACAAGGCUGAAUGUAUAUGAGCCAGUUUCCAGUGUAAUGGCAACAGCCAGCAGCACAGACUUGGUGGAGUUCAACAGCUCCGUCCAUCUGUCCUGCUCCUCCUCUGGAUCCUCUCUGUCUUUCCUCUGGCUGAACGGCAGCUCUGAGGUUACAGCCAGUGACAGAGUUCAGCUCACUGAUGGAGGCACCAUUCUCACUAUAUUAGACGUGACCCGCUACGACCAGGGACCAUUCAGGUGUCAUGUGUCCAAUCCUGUCAGUGAUGGCACCAGUGAUCCAAUAACCUUCUCCAUCAGCUAUGGCCCAGAAAAUGUUAUUUUAACAAUAUCUCCGUCACGAGAAUACCAUGCAGAAGGGUCAAACAUCGACCUGAUGUGCUCAGCUGACUCCAAACCUGCUGCCCAAUUUAAGUGGCUUCUGAAUGGAGUCCUGCUGUCUGAUACUGGACCACAGUUCAAACUGAUGAACAUUCAGAUGAGUCACAGUGGGAACUACAGCUGUCAGGCCUUUAACAGCAAAACUCUGAGAUAUGAAUCAUCUCCACCUGCCAUCAUCUCUGUACUGAAGAGACUAUCAGGUGCUUCAGUUACAUCGUCAACAAACGUGCCGAUUGAAGGAAACUCAGUCAACUUGACCUGUGACGCUGCUGGCUAUGUCUUUACCAGAAAGUGGAUGAAGGAUGGCUCAGAUCUGAUCCUGUCUGACAACAUAAUACUUUACGAUAAGAACAGAGUGCUGUCUUUUAAGAGCCUGACCAAAAAAGACAGUGGAGAAUAUUCCUGUACAGUCAGCAACCCCCUCAGCAGCGAUGAAGCUAAAUACUCCAUGGAGGUCAACUAUGGACCAGAAAAUGUUCAAAUCACAGGUCCAAGUGAGAUACAUCUGACAGAGACCUUCACUUUAACCUGCUCUGCUGAGUCCAGACCACCUGCCACUUACACCUGGAUGCUGAAUGGGAUAAAAAUACACAAUUCUGCUGUGUUCACUAAAGACAACAUUCAACAUUCUGACAGUGGCAUCUACACCUGCGAAGCGAUGAAUGACGUAACUGGAAGAAAACUGUCUGCAGACCAUGAACUGUCUGUAACAGGAGCUCCAUUAUUUAGAGGACAGGUUUGACAAGAACAAAGGUGGGGCUGUCCAACCUGGGCCACAAAAUGACACAUCAGAAUAUGUCAAGCUCCAAGUGAACAACAGUCGUCCUAAAGCGUCCUCACCUACUUCCUAUGACGACCACCAGGCGCAACAGAAGGGAACAGCUCCUCAGCCUCCUAAUGCCACACA